Messenger RNA from Penicillium angulare, 1974 nucleotides. RefSeq names its product glycine--tRNA ligase. Gene Ontology annotation, molecular function: glycine-tRNA ligase activity; ATP binding. The coding region runs from base 1 to 1974 and encodes 657 amino acids. NCBI's taxonomy places the organism in Eukaryota, Fungi, Ascomycota, Eurotiomycetes, Eurotiales, Aspergillaceae. Gene Ontology annotation, cellular component: cytoplasm; mitochondrion. The transcript has 2 exons. The record is from RefSeq and is a predicted model, not a curated record. Gene Ontology annotation, biological process: mitochondrial glycyl-tRNA aminoacylation.
AUGGCUGCUGUUGCCACUAAGACCGGCCAGGAGGUCGACCGGACCAUCCUCGACUCAAUGCUUCGCCGUCGCAUGUUUUAUACCCCCUCCUUCGAGAUCUACGGUGGUGUGUCGGGUCUCUAUGACUAUGGCCCACCAGGAACCGCCCUGGUCGCCAACAUGACCGAUCUGUGGCGCAAGCACUUCGUGCUGGAGGAGGAUAUGCUCGAGGUCGAUACCACCAUGCUCACCCCUCACGAAAUUCUCAAGACUAGCGGGCACGUGGACAAAUUCGCCGACUGGAUGUGCAAAGACCCCAAGACCGGCGAGAUCUUCCGUGCGGAUCAUCUCGUUGAGGAGGUUCUCGAGGCCCGCCUGAAGGGUGACAAGGAGGCUCGUGGCCAGAAGGUCGAGGUUGACGAGGAGAAGGAGGCCAAGAAAAAGAAGAAGAGCAAGGGCGAGAAGAAGGCUGUCAAGCUGGAGGAUGCUGUUGUCAAGGAGUACGAGGAGACUCUGGCGCAGAUUGAUAACUUCGGUGGCCCCGAGCUUGAGGCAAUCAUCAUCAAGUACGAUAUCCGCAACCCUACCACCGACGGCCCCGUUCAGCCUCCCGUCGCCUUCAACCUCAUGUUCCAGACCUCCAUCGGCCCCAGCAGCAAUAUGCCUGGUUACCUGCGUCCUGAAACCGCUCAGGGCCAGUUCUUGAACUUCCAGAAGCUGCUCGAGUUCAACCAGCAGUCUAUGCCUUUCGCCUCUGCCUCCAUUGGCAAGUCCUUCCGCAAUGAGAUCUCUCCCCGCGCUGGUCUGCUGCGUGUGCGUGAGUUCCUCAUGGCUGAGAUUGAGCACUACGUCGACCCCGAGGGUGGCAAGAAGCACCCUCGCUUCGUCGAGGUCAAGGACACUGAAAUGUCUCUGCUUGACCGCCAUGUGCAGCUCUCUGGCAGCACCAAGGUCACCAAGAUGACCAUCGGACACGCUGUCGAGACUGGUCUGGUGGACAACGAGACUCUGGGUUACUUCCUGGCUCGUAUUCAACUGUUCCUGCUGAAGCUGGGUGUUGACUUCAACAAGCUCCGCUUCCGUCAACACAUGGCCAACGAAAUGGCUCAUUACGCCGCUGACUGCUGGGACGCUGAGCUCCAGACUAGCUACGGCUGGAUUGAGUGUGUUGGCUGUGCUGACCGUAGUGCCUACGAUUUGACUGUCCACAAGAACAAGACCGGUGCUCCCCUUGUGGUGCGCGAGACUCGCUCUGAGCCUCUGCGUAUCGAAGAGUUCCAGAUCGAUCUUGAGAAGAAGAAGUUCGGUCCCCGCUUCAAGAAGGAUGCCAAGACUGUCGAGUCCGCUAUCGAGGCUCUGUCCCAGGAACUGCGUGAGAAGCUGUCUCUGGAUCUGGAGAAGGAUGGCAAGAUCGAGAUUGACGUCGCAGGCGUUGGAUCUGGCAAGGUUGAACUGGAGAAGGAUCUUAUCAAGAUUGAGAAGCGUACUCGUGUUGAGAAUGUCCGCGAGUACACUCCUAAUGUCAUCGAGCCUUCCUUCGGUAUUGGCCGUAUUAUGUACAGCAUGAUUGAGCAUGUCUACUGGUCGCGUGCUGGUGACGAGGCCCGUGGUGUCUUGUCUUUCCCUCCAUCUAUUGCCCCCACCAAGGUGCUCCUGGUACCUCUUUCCACCAACCCCUCCUUCAAGCCCUUGACCCAGCGUCUGACUGUCAAGCUGCGCCGUCUUGGUGUUUCCAACCGUGUGGAUGACUCGUCUGCUAGUAUUGGCAAGCGUUAUGCUCGUAACGACGAGCUUGGUACCCCAUUCGGUAUCACUGUUGAUUUCCAGUCCGUCCAGGACAACACCUUCACUCUGCGUGACCGUGACUCCACCAAGCAGGUUCGUGCCACUGAGGACGAGAUCCUGCAGGCUGUCAAGUCGCUGGCCGACGGCGACGAGACCUGGGAGGAUAUUGCCAAGCGUCUGCCAGAGUUCACUGGUCAGGAAGUGGAGUAG